Epinephelus lanceolatus (giant grouper) is the source of this 2739-nucleotide messenger RNA. It is a transcript of the gene timm50, whose product is annotated as translocase of inner mitochondrial membrane 50 homolog (S. cerevisiae). The record is from RefSeq and is a predicted model, not a curated record. Lineage: Eukaryota; Metazoa; Chordata; Actinopteri; Perciformes; Serranidae.
UGUCCUUUUCACAUACGUUCGCCGGGCAGCUAGCGCUACUAUCCAACAUGUCGGCGACUCCUGUGUUCCCCAUGUGUGUGCGAGCGAGCCGGGCCCUGCUGAGGCUCAGGAGCGGGGCGGUAGGUGCCUCCUCCCCGGCUGUGGUGGAUAUCGUCCGGACACUCUCCACGGACAAGUCGCCGGCCGGAACGGGCAGCGCGACGGGCGGACUGGCUCAGGCUAUCCUCCAGGAGAGGCUCCAGCAGCAGCAGCAGAGCCAGGGCCAGCCUCCUCCUGAGGGAGGGGAGGGUGAGAAGGAGAAAGAACAAGACGACAAGAAGCAGAAGGAAAACACUGCCUACGCUAAGAAGAUGGUGCUACGGUUGGCGGGGCUCAUGGGAGUUGGCGGCGCAGUCGGCAUAGUCUACGUGUUCGGCAACAAUUCAGUGGACGAACAAGGAAAUGCGAUUCCAGAUGAGUUCGACAGAGAUCCUCCCGUCGUCCAACAGUUGAAAAGAACCUACAAAUACUUCAAGGACUACAGACAGAUGAUCAUCGAGCCGACGAGCCCGAAACUGCUUCCUGACCCUCUGAGGGAGCCGUACUACCAGCCUCCCUACACUCUGGUACUGGAGCUCACCGACGUACUGCUGCACCCGGAGUGGUCGUUGUCAACAGGUUGGCGAUUUAAGAAACGUCCGGGCAUCGACUACCUGUUCCAGCAGCUCGCACCGCUCUACGAGAUCGUCAUCUUCACCGCAGAGACCGGCAUGACGGCGUAUCCUCUGAUCGACAGCAUCGACCCUCAGGGUUUCGUCAUGUAUCGUCUCUUCAGAGAUGCAACACACUACAUGGAGGGGCAUCAUGUUAAGGACGUGUCGUGUCUGAACCGGGACACCAGUAAGGUGAUCGUGGUGGACUGUAAGCGGGAGGCGUUCAGCCUGCAGCCCUUCAACGGCAUGGCCCUGAAGAAAUGGGACGGAAACUCAGAUGACCGGACGCUCUACGACCUCGCCAACUUCCUCAAGACCAUCGCUCUGAGCGGAGUGGAUGACGUACGUUCGGUGUUGGAGAACUACGCUCUGGAGGACGACCCCAUCGAGGCCUUCAAACGUAGACAGGCUCAGCUGGCAGUGGAGGAGGAGCAGCGUCUGGCCGAAAUCUCCCAGCAGAAGAAACAGGGACUCUCCCUCGGCUCCAUCGCUUCGCGGUUCUGGCGCUCCAAACAGCAGUGAGCCCCGCCCCCUCCCUCACACUUCCACCAAUCGCAGCCCGGCUUGCCAUCUGCGUCGAGAGGAGGGGCCAGAGGACAGAGAGUGAGAGGGGAGGGAAGUGGGGGUGGACCUGCGUACUGUAGCUGAGUGGACCCUGCAUCCAAUCAUGUCUCAGUGGGCGGGUCUGCGGUGUUUGAACAUUGGCCGUCCUCUGCACCAAUGAGAGAAGCACUUCCUGUUCUUGUUGGAAGCGGGGGCGUCGGCGGCCCCCUCCCUUUGGUCAUCCUGGUGUCACCUGAUGCAUAUCAAGCUGCUGAUUGGCUCAAAACAAACAAACAAGAGACAGAGGAUCCAGGUCAGGAUGAACUCUUGUUGUUGGCGGUUUGGAGGCUGCUCUGAGAUCAGCGCUGCUAUCGCCACUCCAGCUCUGGUCGGCCCCGCCGCUCGCAGGAUCUGACCUGAGAUCAGCAGUGCUCUGUCCCGUACCUUCAGAAUGUGUAUUUAAUUUUAUUUUCUAUUCCUCUGUGUGUGUCAGACUGUGCUGCUGCAGACGGUGUUAAAUGAGAAAUAUUGUUUAUAAGAAAUAAAGAUAAACAAUAAGUAGUAUUGUUAAGAGUUUAUUCGAUAUGUGCGACUGUCUGGGUGUCCAGCGGUGGUGGCGUGGACGGGCGUUCGCCUCGGCUUGUGGCCACAAUGACGACUAACGGCAGCUGAGCUGAUGGUGGAGAGCAAGGACGAAUGAAAGCUGCAGUCUGAUCUCUUCCAUCAGUCAAAGGAUCAGUCUGGUGUUUCAGAUCCCGUCCCAUGUCGCAUUGUUAUGCGUUUCCUAUAUUCAGUCUUGUGCCCAAAAUGGACCAUCGCCAGAGUCGAGUCAAACCACACUCCACCGCCUCCAGAGGGUUGAGGUGACAUGAAAUGGGCUUUGUAGUCAUCCAGAGAUGAUUCUUUGGGGACAUGGAGGUCUGUGGACGGAGAAUUAUUUCCCAACAUGACAGAUUUGUUCUGUUCUGCCAUUUUUUUUUAUAUCUUUGUUGUCUCCGGCAGUCGAAUCUCACUUGCUUUUCUCAGAUGAAAGAUGAUGAUGCUCUGAAACUAUGGUCCUAUGUUGCACAGUGAGAGAAGUUCAAGGUUGGUUGUUGUCACGGUGUUGCGAUCAAAGACAGCCUGGGAUAAAAUUCUGACAGUGACGCACUGAUCAGCACGACAAUGCUAAAUGCUAGUAGAUGCUAAUAAAUACACUCAGAGCUGUCAUUGGAAAAUGUUGGCCUCUUUUCCACGGCCACGACUGCGUCCACAUUCUCCCCCUCCUCUUCUUCUACAGACUGUUCCAACAUACAUAAGUGCCCCAAGGGCGUGUUUAAUUCUUUUGGGGAAAUUAUAAAUGAAUCCUCUGGUCGUUAGUCGUGUCGUCUCCCCUCCAAACAUCUGAAAAGAGACGGGAUCUGAGAGCUCAGCUGCCGUUCGUCUUCAUGUGCUUGCUGAAGAUUGUGUGACUCAUGCUGAUGUGAACUCACCAUCGACGUCCUCAAUAAAGGAAACAAACCAA